UUCCCGGGCGUCUUGGAUUUUGGAGCAAAGCUUCACUCAUUCACUCCAGACCUGACGCACGUACAGUAAGGUGCUACAAGAGUGUCCUCGGAAUGGAUGUGGGAGAGCCCUGUGUUCAGAUCUUUGAACAACCCAAACAAAGAGGAAUGCGCUUCCGAUAUAAGUGCGAAGGCCGUUCAGCAGGAAGCAUACCUGGCGAGAGAAGCUCGGACAAUAACAGGACAUACCCUAGCAUUCAGAUUUUGAAUACCUGUGGGAAAGGGAAAGUGCGUGUGUCUCUGGUGACUAAAAACGAGCCGUACAGACCACAUCCACAUGACCUGGUGGGAAAAGACUGCAAGGAUGGUUACUAUGAGGCCGAAUUUGGACCCGAGCGCAGAGUUGUUGCCUUCCAGAACCUGGGUAUCCAGUGUGUAAGGAGAAGAGAAGUUAGGGAUGCCAUUAUGCAGAGAGUAAACCGAGGCCUCAACCCUUUCAAUGUGCCCCGGGAGCAGCUCUUGCAGACGGAGGAGUAUGACCUGAAUGUGGUGCGUCUGUGCUUCCAGGUCUUUUUGCAGGAUGAGAGUGGACGCUACAGCAUCGCCAUACCUCCUGUCAUCUCUAACCCCAUCUAUGACAACCGGGCCCCAAACACAGCUGAGCUGCGCAUCUGCCGGGUCAAUAAAAACAGUGGCAGCGUGAAGGGUGGCGAUGAGAUCUUCCUUCUUUGUGACAAAGUGCAGAAAGAUGACAUAGAGGUGCGCUUCUUCACCCAGACCUGGGAGGCCCGUGGCUCCUUCUCCCAGGCAGACGUGCACAGGCAGGUAGCCAUCGUGUUCCGCACGCCUGCCUACUGCGACACCUCCAUCACGUCUCCCGUCACCGUGCGCAUGCAGCUGCGCCGUCCCACUGACCAGGAGGUGAGCGAACCCAUGGAAUUCCGCUACCUGCCCGAUGACAAAGAUCCUUAUGGCUGCCGAGAGAAGAAACGCAAAAUAGAGAAUCUGAUGAAGUCCUUUUCCAGUUUUCCGCCAAAACCAAUGAUGCCCCAAAGAAUUAAAACUGAGCCAACAAAUUACUAUCCAAAGCACCCUAGCACUGGUAUGAUGAGACAAAAUCAACAAAGCAUGUACAGUAGUCCCUAUCAGCCUCACCCCAUGGUGACCUCGUCUUCGGCUUCUCCAGCUCCAGCACCGUUCAGUCAUGCACAGUGGCACGGUUCUUCACUUCACUUCAGCACAGCAAGUAGCAGCACAGGGCCCAGUAAUGGGAUGGCUAUGCAACAGCUGAACCCGGUUAACCCAGCUCCCACCCUAACCACUACAGGGGAGAGUGGAAGCAGUCUGCCUUUACUGAGUUCAACAGAUCUGGAGUUUCUUGACCAAGGUCCUUCAGCCAGCCAAUCCCAGCAGGAGCAGCAGGAGCAGAGCCUACUUCACCCCCAGCAAAUUCUCCAUAGGAAGGAAGCCCUGCCUGCAGGGGAAGGCGUCUGGUACAACAACUUCGUCUCACCAGCUCCAGGGACACAGAAUGGUGCAGCAAGUACAAGCGGGGUUAUGGUGAUGAGCUACCCAUACAGAGAGAGCCAGGAUGGCAGUGAGAUGCUCCAGAGCCUGGUGGUCCCUCAGACAACUCUUCAUUUAAAACAAGAGCCUCAAGGGCAGAGUAACCUGACCAUGCUGGGUCCUAGUAACUCCAACUCUGACUGCACACAGUCUUUCACUGUGCUCAACUACCCAACUGCCAACGGUAGUGGUCAGGAGACGAUGAGACAGGCAGCCAGUGGUGCAGUGGGUGGGCCAGGGCAGAGAAACACCCAGCAUCCUUGCUAUCCCAUCAGUGGAAUGGUACAUGAGGGCAAUCUGGAUGGCAUGUCUUGGCCCUUCUUUCCAGAGUAACAGCACCCCACAGUUUGGUGGAACAAUACAGAGGACAUCAAGUUCGUCAUGGAUAUGAAUAUGAAAUGUGUUACAUUUUGUUUGCUGUUUUGAGAUUUGGUAACCAGAACCAUUAUUUUGCUAAUAUAGGCUCUACUAUAUGCUUUAUGUUUUACUUUUAUUACCCCUUGAUCAGGUGAGCUCAUUUAAGUGUGAAGCAGCAAUUACUGUAGGACACCACUGUGGUAUCGAAAAGGCAGCAUGACUUUAAUGAACAUUUAUGUACAUAGAUGCUGAAGGUCAUAUUUGGGAAUAUUCUGGAAAACUUGUCCAGACUUUCUCAAGUGUGGCAGAGUAAGUCUGUUCUCUGGAACUUGCAGGGAGUGUCAGACCCUGGGUAAUGGCUAUGUCAUAUUAAGCAAUCCAAAGUUCUCAAAAUACUAUGUUUAAAAAGCAAGAUAGCUACAUACAGCCUUUGAAAAUAACUAAAGAUAUGUUAUGCCUUUAGAACACAAUGUUGAUAUUUUUCUGCUUGUUUUUAUAUGAACUGGCAAAGAAUGUUUUUGUUGCUUAUUCUGGUGAGGUGUACUUGUUUCAGCUUCACAGUGAAAUCAAGAUGGUUUUCAAAUUGACCUUUGUACUUUUCUGAAUGCAUUGUGACCUUUGUUUUUUAUACAAUAAAAUGAUAUUCAAAUAAAAAAUUA
Messenger RNA from Electrophorus electricus (electric eel), 2560 nucleotides. It is a transcript of the gene rel, whose product is annotated as REL proto-oncogene, NF-kB subunit. Gene Ontology annotation, cellular component: cytoplasm; nucleus. Gene Ontology annotation, biological process: innate immune response; cellular response to stress; inflammatory response. Gene Ontology annotation, molecular function: RNA polymerase II cis-regulatory region sequence-specific DNA binding; DNA-binding transcription factor activity, RNA polymerase II-specific. Lineage: Eukaryota; Metazoa; Chordata; Actinopteri; Gymnotiformes; Gymnotidae. The record is from RefSeq and is a predicted model, not a curated record.